This is a messenger RNA of Porites evermanni, 636 nucleotides long. The record is from the annotation of a GenBank genome assembly. Lineage: Eukaryota; Metazoa; Cnidaria; Anthozoa; Scleractinia; Poritidae.
AUGCUGGACUAUCUAGUCAAAAUCAGUGAAGAAAGUUGUCGUCUCAUGAAGCAAGAGUUUAAUUUCCUUUUAGAAGCCAUUGACCAAAAGCUGCAAGACUUGCAGCAAAAAUCAGAAAGUUGUGAACCUUCUAGAGACAAGACAGUAGAGGACAGCAUCCAAGAGGAUAGCAAUGAUGAAGGAGAUCUCAUGGACACAGAAGACGAAGAAGAAGAAAUCGAGUCUGAAACCGAGGAAGAUCGUGUCUUUAUUGACCGUGACGUAGAAGAACAAGGUGCCUCGUUUUACAGGGCCAUAGAUCGAGAACAAGAGGAUCAGAGUGAGAAUGAUCACGAGUGUGCGUAUGACAAACCAGAGGACAACAGCCCAGAACCUAAGAAGAAAAAAGUGCACCCUUUAGAGAAAUUAGGAGAUCGUUUCCAAAAAUACCUACAAGAACUUCCUGUCCUGGGCUCCAAUUCUGGUAAAUAUGACUUGAAUGCCGUCCUACUCCAGAAUGAAGGCGUUAAUUUUACUAUCAAACAGAACCAUAAUUUCAUGUGCCUAAAGACUCCACAUCUCCGCUUUUUUGAUGUCACCAACUUUCUGGCUCCCGGUUUCAGCUACAAGUUUCUCAAAGCCUACGAGUGUCCUUAA